CUUGUGCUACUGAAUGCCAAGAAACUCAAAAAUCCACCUUCACUUUACAGUCAGAAGAGGCAGAAGUGGAUGUGAGAGAAAGAGACAUACUGAGAGACAGACAGCGAGACAGGAGGGCGAGAGACCGGGCAUUCAGAGACUCUUGUCCUGACAACUCCAUGCAGUUCGGAAGGAGGACGCCGACAAGCGAGCCUGGGUACAUGGGGGCAUGGCAAAACUGUGAUGCCAAUCUUCUUUUCAGAAUGUCCCAACAGGCCAUCCGAUGUACACUUGUAAAUUGCACAUGCGAAUGUUUCCAGCCUGGGAAGAUUAAUCUGAGAACCUGUGACCAAUGUAAACAUGGCUGGGUGGCACAUGCUUUGGACAAGCUCAGCACUCAGCACCUGUACCACCCAACACAAGUGGAAAUUGUACAAUCUAACGUAGUGUUUGACAUCAGCAGCCUUAUGCUCUAUGGUACACAGGCUGUACCUGUGCGCCUCAAGAUCCUGCUUGACCGACUCUUCAGUGUUCUCAAACAAGAAGAGGUACUGCACAUAUUGCAUGGCUUAGGAUGGACGCUGCGGGAUUAUGUUCGCGGAUAUAUACUUCAGGACACUGCUGGCAAAGUCCUGGACCGCUGGGCCAUUAUGUCCCGGGAAGAAGAGAUCAUCACUCUGCAGCAGUUUCUAAGGUUUGGAGAAACAAAAUCUAUUGUGGAGCUGAUGGCCAUUCAAGAAAAAGAAGGACAGGCAGUGGCUGUUCCUUCCUCAAAGGCUGAUUCAGACAUAAGAACUUUUAUUGAAGGCAACAACCGCACCAGGAGUCCGAGCGUUCUCUCUCACUUAGAAAACAGCAACCCUUCUAGUAUUCACCACUUUGAAAACAUGCCCAAUAGCCUAGCAUUCCUCCUUCCAUUCCAAUAUAUUAAUCCAGUCUCAGCACCUAUGCUUGGACUACCUCCUAAUGGGCUUAUGUUAGAACACCCUGGACUCAGGUUGCGGGAACCUAAUAAUUCAAAUCAGAAUGAAUGUGAAGAGACCAGUGAGUCUGAGGUCUCCCCCAUGCCUUACAAUAGGAGUGAGCAACCGUCCAAUAGAAAUGCUUUGAGUAGCAUCACAAAUGUCGAGCCAAAAUCAGAGCCAAAUAAUUCCUCCCCUUCACCAAACUCACAGCCUGCCAGUGACAUUUCUAAAUCUGACCAUGUCAAAAGUUCCUUUAAGAUUCACAGAAUGAGGCGGAUGGGAUCAUCAUCACGGAAAGGCAGGGUAUUUUGCAAUGCAUGUGGAAAAACCUUCUAUGAUAAGGGGACUCUAAAAAUUCACUACAAUGCUGUGCAUCUUAAGAUAAAACACAGGUGUACCAUUGAAGGCUGCAACAUGGUUUUCAGUUCUCUUAGAAGUAGAAAUCGGCAUAGUGCAAAUCCCAAUCCUCGGCUUCACAUGCCAAUGCUGAGGAACAAUAGAGAUAAGGACCUAAUCCGUGCCACAUCUGGAGCAGCUACCCCUGUUAUAGCAAGUACAAAAUCAAGCCUAUCUCUAACAAGCCCUGGUCGACCUCCAAUGGGGUUUUCAACACCACCCUUGGACCCUCUUUUGCAAAAUUCACUUUCCAGCCAACUGGUGUUUCCUGCAUUAAAAACUGUACAGCCUGUUCCUCCUUUUUAUAGAAGUUUAUUACAUUCAGGAGACAUGGUUAGCCCUCCAUCAUCACUACCUACCAGUCCAAUUUUGCCAGCACCUCUGGGGAUGGAACAACCUCUUCCUUCUCUGCCACAAGAGUUACCACCAUCUGUGCUCAACAUGUCAACACAGGAUGCAAACACAGACCUGGCUCCCAAGAAAAAGCCACGGAAAUCAAGCAUGCCUGUCAAAAUUGAGAAGGAAGUCAUCGAUACAGCUGAUGAAUUUGAUGAGGAAGAAGAAAGCAUUGAUCAUGGCCAUUCCAUAAAUGACAUGAACCAAGAUAACAAUUCUCAAGGUGAUUUAAGUCCUGGGUUGUCCAUCAACAGUUACUCAAAAAAUGGCAAUAGCAGAUGUAUUCUGAGGACAGACACCAGAGCAAACAGUAUAACUUCAGAAGACCCAGAACAUGAGAGAGAUUUUGAAAAUGAAUCAGAAUCAUCUGAGCCAAAGUUUUGUGAUGAACCAAUGGAAGAUGAUCACCUUCCACUUCACAGAGAAAGUAAUUCCAGGUCUAUGACAGACAAUGAGCAAUCCUUUGAGAAUCACAUUAACUGUCAUCAGCAGGCUGUUAUAAAGGUAAAAGAAGAGUUUACAGACCCUACAUAUGAUAUGUUUUACAUGAGCCACUAUGGACUUUAUAAUGGGGGUAGUGCCAGCAUGGCUGCACUUCAUGAAAGCUUAGGUUCAUCUUUGAACUAUGGAAGCCCUCAGAAAUUCUCUCCGGAGAGUGACCUCUGCUCAAGUCCUGAUCCUAAAAUUUGCUAUGUGUGCAAAAAGAGUUUCAAAAGCUCAUACAGUGUGAAGCUGCACUACAGGAACGUUCAUCUGAAAGAGAUGCAUGUCUGCACAGUAGCUGGUUGCAAUGCUGCUUUCCCUUCACGACGAAGUAGAGACAGACACAGUGCCAAUAUUAACCUCCACCGCAAACUGUUGACCAAAGAACUGGAUGAGAUGGGGCUGGACUCCUCUCAGCCCAACCUACGAGAUGAGUUCUUGGCAAAGAUCUAUGGUGGUCAUCAUCCUUUGGGCCUGGAUGUUAGAGAGGACACCAAUUCGCCAGUCGGAACAGAGGAUUCCCACAUCAAUGGAUAUGGCCGGAGCUUUUCAGAAGAUUACAUGGUCUUAGAUUUGAGCACGACCUCCAGUGUCCAAUCCAGCAGCAGUAUCCAUUCCUCUAGGGAGUCUGAUGUGGGCAGUGAUGAGGGUAUACUCCUGGAUGACACUGAUGAUGCCAGUGACAUUGAGGAGUCCUCUCAAAAAAUUCAUGCUUCUGCCACUCUCAUGGGACCAGGCAAUGACAUAUCAGAAUCUUCCUUAUACAACAGCUUUGCUGUGAGCAAUGGGGGAAUAAUGUGCAACAUAUGCCAUAAAAUGUACAGUAACAAAGGGACUCUACGAGUUCAUUAUAAGACAGUGCACUUGCGGGAAAUGCAUAAAUGCAAAGUCCUAGGGUGCAACAUGAUGUUCUCCUCUGUACGCAGCCGAAAUCGGCACAGUCAAAACCCUAAUCUCCAUAAAAACAUUCCUUUCUCUUCUGUGGAAUAGCUUUCAUAUGGACACUGUAAACUCCAGAUUUCACAGACAACA
Molecule: messenger RNA, 3251 nt
Organism: Nanorana parkeri
Lineage: Eukaryota; Metazoa; Chordata; Amphibia; Anura; Dicroglossidae
Gene: BNC2
Product: basonuclin 2
Exons: 5
Coding region: 159-3209 (1016 amino acids)
Biological process (GO): regulation of DNA-templated transcription
Cellular component (GO): nucleus
Source: RefSeq, a predicted model, not a curated record